GUCGCCAAGGAACUAUCCAGAGUCGGUGGCGAUUUGGACGAAGGGCGGAGGAACUCAGCGAAUUGCAUCACCGUGGGUGUACAGGGACCACGAUGAUGAGGGAAUAUGGAAGUGCUACGCGUGCGGUGGCAAGGAGAUGUGCGAGUCGCACGCCCAGUCAGAGAAACACGCUCAGAAAGUUUGGUAUUAUUGUUUCGGCUAUGGCAAAAAGCAUGGGCCUGGCAAGCUCAUGAACGCGGUGGAGUCCAGCGUCCGCCACAACAACAAUUUCGCGUAUCCAGGUCGCGGGGCCGUCGGCACCGCGUCCAUGCUCGAGCCGCAGGGGGGCGGCGACCAUCGAGGAGCUCAAGCGGCGGCGGCGGCUGAGGAAGUCCCGUCGGGCACUCGGUGGGCCGCGGCCGCGGCUGCCGCGAGGCAGCAGGGGGCGGGCGAGGCGGAGGUGACGCUCGUGGAGAGUUUCAAGAUGGACAGCAACUCGAACUCGUCUCAGAUCGAGCUCGGGCCGUCCAUAGACCAGAAGCUUGACGGGGUGAUCGCGUUGACGAGUACCAUGGGGCAGAUCAUGGACAAGGCGACGAAGCUCAUCGAGAAGAUCGAUAGCUCGGCGGCCGACCAGAAGGGGCCGACGGUGGAGGCCAAGAUCGACGAGGUGAAGCAGAGCUUCGAGUCUGCGUUGAAGACGCUCGAGGCCAAGAUCGGAGAGGUGAAAAACAUCGCCGAGAAGCAGUCGAAGCAGUCGGAGCAUACCAUUAAGAGUAUGAAGGAGUACAAGCAGGGCAUGGAGGGCAAGCUCGACGAGGUGAAGACGUGCUUCGAAAGCCAGGUGCCAACUCUGACGGCGCAGAUGGCCGAGGUGAAGACGAGCUUCGAAAGCCAGGUGCCGACGCUGGAGGCCAAGAUCGACGAGGUGAAGAGCGAGGUGAGGAGCAGCUUCGAUACUAAGGUGCCGAUGCUGGAGACGAAGAUCGACGGGGUGAGGAAGAGCUUCGAGUCCAAACUGCCGACGCUCGAGGCCAAGAUCGACGAGGUGAAGCGCAGCAUCGAUACGAAGGUGCCGAUGCUGGAGCAGAAGAUCGACGCGCUGACCGAUCAGAUUCGGGCCCUGUGCGAGCCUGGGACGCCGUCGCAGGUCUACCCGCAGG
Molecule: messenger RNA, 1142 nt
Organism: Prorocentrum cordatum
Lineage: Eukaryota; Dinophyceae; Prorocentrales; Prorocentraceae
Source: the annotation of a GenBank genome assembly